AUGCGCCCUACCCCUAAGCCCUCAUUUCUCCUCUCGGAAGUUGAUACCCCGACUCAGCAGCGCGUCCAAAUGGCCGAUACUCAAGGGUCGCCAUCUUUCGAUGGGGAAGCGGCUGCAUUUCCCCCAUUCCCUCCCCAAGAGACCGACCUUGGUAAGUCCUCGCUUCCGACCGUCCCGUCGCGGAGCCUCGACCUAGCUAUCACCACCGCCAAUGGACCUCAAUACGAUCAACUGUCACCUUUAUUGACAAAUUACUCCUCAGACCAAAAGCCUUCCCAUAUUAUCGAUCAUGAGGAACAUGGGUCGCCCCCGGCCAAAAAGCGCCGUACAGACGGGGGCCCCGACGGCGAGGUUCACUUGCCACCUGAUUCCAUCUUGAUGGCCGAUCACCAUGGCGCGGGUCACAAGAUUGAAGAGGAACUGGCCUCGGCACUCGGCGAAGGAGUCAUUGAUACGGUGGAACCCACUGACAAUGUCAUCAACCAACCUCUGCAACCUGAGUCGCUUGACGCCCCUGCCGGAGUUGCGCCGACUCAGCAGGGCGAUGCGGAGAUAAACCCAGAUGUAGCUACCAUCAUCUCGGAAAUAAUGGACCAUACUGAGCGUCAGGAACAGACUGUUGCAUUGGGCCCGCAAGAGAUCCCACCUGCCAACGACUUCCCCGGGUCAAGAGGCUUCGCAUUCCUGAAGGCCAACUCUCACCUGAAGAUCCAGAGUCUUCCGAUCCUGGACAAUCUGUCGACGCAAAUAUUGUCCUUCCUCUCCAAGAAUACCUAUCAAGACCUCACCGCCAUGGUCUCAGAACCAGAAUCCGAGAAUGGCCAGGCAUAUGCCACUAUGCGCUCCCUGUUCGACCACACGAAGAGGGUGUAUACAGUGAAGCACUCUUUCCUGCAGCCAACAGAUCUCGAGAUCACCGAUCCAUCCCAGAUCGACGUCAUCCGCAAAGCCAAUCUGGCAUCAUUCGUUUCCAGCAUCUUCGGAUCCCAGGAAAUCGGGUUCGCAGAUCUCAACGAUCAUUUCCUGGACGUCUUCGUUCCCGAAGGUGGUCGUCUGCUGAAAGUUCAAGGUGCUCUUUACCUUGAACUUAAGACUCAAGCCUUCAUUGCCGCCAUGCACAACAAGUCUAUCACCCGCACACAGCUACUUUACAAUGUGUUCCCUGAUGAUAUGGAGCAACGGUUGCUGGCGAGACGUCCUGGCACUAGGCAGCUAGCACCGUCCGAGACAGACUUUGUCAACCGACUCACAUCCCGCCGCGACAUUUUGCUCAAUGACAUCAACAACGAGGAUGCGUUGAAUGCUUUGCCAGACAAGUACCACUGGGAAGAUUUCUUGCGCGAUCUCAGCUCCUACAUCUCAAAGAACUUCGAUGCUAUCAAUACCCAGCAGGGAAAGAAACCCAUUAAGGGUCGUCAGCCUUCAAGUUCCAACGGCGAUGCACAUGAAUCACCAAACACCACCCACCAGGGCCAAUUCUCUUUGAAUCAACAGGUUGAGGUCCCUGUCGACCGAAACAUGCAUGGCGACCUUGUCGCACGUGCUGCCCGCGCUGCCCAGAUCGCCCUUCAGGGUCAUGGUCUUCGACGCUCUCAGCAACAGUCACAGUCGCAACAGCAAAAUCAGACGCAGUCACAGGCUAGCCCAUCGCCCCGGCCCCAACAGCAGCCUCAACCUCCGCAACAGCCUUCGUCACAACCUCCACCACAACAACCCCUGCAGCAGCCGCAGCCGCAGCCUCAGCAGCCACCACCACAACAGCAGCCCCAGCAGCAACAACAGCCCCAGCAUGAAAGCCCAUAUCUGCAUGGCUACACUGCUGCGCAGCAACCCCAACCUACCCACCAAUACCACCACAGUCCCACUCCGCCUGGGGGCUACCAAUCACAGCAGACACCUUCCAUGAACUUCCAGCAGAGCCCACUCCAAACCAACUUCCAGCAAUACAACCCCAACGCAGCACAGGCUAUGCAGGCGAGGGCAAACGGAAUGUCUUCCAACCAUGGAUAUAUGCCGGGGAUUCCUCAUUACUCUCAGUCGCAGCCCACUCAGGUUCUGUACGAGCGCGCGCGCAUGGCUGCCUCAGCUAAAUCAUCCCCCACCAGUCGGAAAUCUGGCCUCCCCAGUCAACGCCGACCAUGGACCACUGAGGAGGAGAACGCCCUGAUGGCCGGCCUAGACCGCGUCAAAGGCCCCCACUGGAGUCAGAUUCUCGCCAUGUUUGGACCCGGAGGGACGAUUAGCGAAGCACUAAAGGACCGCAACCAGGUGCAGCUCAAGGACAAGGCCCGUAACCUGAAACUCUUUUUCUUGAAGAGCGGUAUCGAAGUCCCAUACUACCUCAAGUUCGUGACCGGCGAACUGAAGACCCGUGCGCCCGCCCAGGCGGCUAAACGUGAGGCUCGCGAGCGCCAGAAGAAACAGGGCGAAGAAGACAAAGCUCAUGUGGAGGGAAUCAAGGGUAUGAUGGCUCUCGCCGGAGCUCAUGGGACCCCUGUCUCGGGCCAUGAAAUGUCCGCUUCGCCAAGCCUGCCCCCGGAUGCCAACAGCCAGUCCGUGUUUGAUCAAACCGCAGAACAAAACCUAAUGCAGACUCUCAGCCAGGAGGUGCAUGGAAGCCAGUACCCUCAGCAGCAUACCCAACAACCCCAGGACCACAUCGAUCCUCACAUGCAGUUGGGGCAGUAA
Penicillium olsonii is the source of this 2688-nucleotide messenger RNA. NCBI's taxonomy places the organism in Eukaryota, Fungi, Ascomycota, Eurotiomycetes, Eurotiales, Aspergillaceae. The record is from the annotation of a GenBank genome assembly.